AUGUCUGACCCUCUUGAAGGUCGACCCCAUCACCGAAGUGCACAGGCAGUCCGCUAUGGGCCCCAGGGCGGUACACCUAUCAAUCAGCGCUGGGAUGAUGCAUGGUCUUACACUGUUGGUACCGAGUCGCUUUUGUGGAAUUUCGAUCAAUGCCCAGUCAAAAAGCAGCUUUUGAGUAUGACUGUCCUGCUGUGUCUCUGUGUGGAAAAAGCCACUGCCAGCAAAUACCGAACCGAGGACCAUCGCACUGGGUUUUGCACCGGGAUUCCAGUCUUCGCUGAUAUUUCCAAGAGGAAGAUGGAAAAAGUUAAGAGAAAGGCCGAGAUUGGUAAGAGGAAGCUGUGGAAGAGAAAGAAGGUGAGCAAGUAG
Molecule: messenger RNA, 369 nt
Organism: Penicillium subrubescens
Lineage: Eukaryota; Fungi; Ascomycota; Eurotiomycetes; Eurotiales; Aspergillaceae
Exons: 3
Coding region: 1-369 (122 amino acids)
Source: RefSeq, a predicted model, not a curated record